AUGAUUUCCGCUGCCCUUUGUCUUUUCUCCCAAUCCUCUUCCACCAUGCCUGACGAACAAAACUCUCGAGAGACUCCCGAGGAGUCGCGCACUGAGGCAGACACAUCUACGUCGAAGAACCCCACGGCGAAAGAUCGUAAAUGUCGAUACUGCGGUCAGUUCUUCACCUCCUCGUCGCUGGGUCGGCAUCUGGAUCAAUUCCUCUUUAAGAAGAAACCGGAUGGAGUGCACGAUGUCGAGGAGAUCCGGCGCGUUCGCAGCGGAAUCACUCGUCGCCAGGCGCGCACGGCCGGUGGGAAGCGCGACGGAACUCCCGACAGCGCACAGAGAGGCGCACCGCACUCAUACGCUGGCGACGCGGACAAAGGACGUGGCGCGCACCCGCGCAUGAUGUUCAACACGCCCACCUGGCAUGCUACAGGCGUAAUCAAUGACAUCCCCAACCCGAGCCGAAUCACGGAAGCACCUCGUGUUACGCCCACACAGACGCGAUCGGGCUCCAUCCAGCUGCCGGACUACUCGAGUCGGGGCGCAAAUACCAACAAUCCAGACACAUUGAGAGCGCUGGAACUGGCGUUGCGCGAAGUGCUCGAUAAUGUCAAAGCUGCAACCUCUCGAUUCAAAUCUCGCUUAAAUCCUUUCGACUUCGAAGUCUCGCAACAGACUUUCCCGUCUCUCUGCCUGCUCCUUCUGCCUCCUCCCACGAGUCUCUUUGCGACACACCCGUUCUCCACACCCGAUGCGUUUCCUCUCGAACCCCCCACCGAGGAGCACCUUCAUAUGGUGCGUCGCGCGCUUCGGUCUAAAGUCCAGCAAUGGAAGACCGAACAGCUUGCAGCCGAUCCCCAGGAGCAUGCGAAACAAAUGGGUACGAAGCACGAUCAGGGCAUGAUCUAUCGAACAGCCUCGCAACACGAGGAUCUUGGCGUCAGACAUCUUGAGCUUGCCUUCAAGCAUUGGAACAACCUAUCGGCGGAAGCUCGUCAGGAAACAUGGCAAUUGGAAAUCACGCGCGCCUUUGCGAAGGAGAUCGAAAGGCGCAAAUCGGUAGAUGAACAGCUGGCUCGGGUGCAGCAAGAAGCUAAUCAGCUGCGCGCACAAGUGGCGCGCUUGGGAUCAUGUCAAUGGCCGCGCGAAUUUGCUUUGUUUCCACCCGACAUGCUCCCCAUCUCCAGGGAUAUCGCACGGGAGCUAGAUUCGCAGGAGAGUCAGAUCAGUCCUGAUUCUGCGCGAUGGGAUUAUGACAACGUCGUGGCAAAGUGGAAGCGCGUAGUUAUGCAUGACAAGAGCAUUGGACGGCCAGGCGUGAGCUAUGCAGGACUUGAUCCCAGUAUCGGCCAGCCCACUAGCGAUUGUCGUGUUCCCCGACCGGGCGAGGAUACCACCAACCAUCCCAACCGUCUGCGGCCGCUGCAGUCUGCUUCUGCAAGGAGUCCGGAAGCAAACGCCACAUCUACACCUCCUUCUGCGCAGUACCAAUCUCCUUAUUCGCUUUCAGAUACCCGGAGUCCUGGUCCGCAGGUGAAGCGUCCUCGGUUGAUGAAUGGAUCCGAUGGCCCAGCGGCACCAUCGUCGGAUCCACCGUCGAGUAGCAAGCCCAUGGGUCCCUUGCCCUCGUGGACUGCUGGCUCGGCUCCUAUAAUGCUCUCCAAUGUGGCCGCGCCGUCGGGGCAAACGCCUCCGCCGCGUCAAUAA
Penicillium chermesinum is the source of this 1695-nucleotide messenger RNA. RefSeq lists its product as uncharacterized. The coding region runs from base 1 to 1695 and encodes 564 amino acids. The record is from RefSeq and is a predicted model, not a curated record. NCBI's taxonomy places the organism in Eukaryota, Fungi, Ascomycota, Eurotiomycetes, Eurotiales, Aspergillaceae. The transcript is spliced from 3 exons.